AUGGAAGAAUCUCUGCAACCCAUUUCGUCUUCUUAUUCUUCUUUGCUCUCAAAGCAAGAAAUAUCUGGCACAUCGGGCAAAGAAUCCCUCAAAAUCUUUCCAGACGAACUCAUAAUCGAGAUCCUCACUUGGCUUCCUGCCAAAACCCUGGUAAAAUUCCGCUGCGUCUCCAAAUCCUGGAGAGCUCUGAUUUCAACUCCGAAUUUUAUCAAAGCCCACCUCGGUAAUUCUUCCAAAAGGGAUGAUUAUGCUCACCACCGGGUCCUUUUUCGGUGUAAGAAGCGAUUUGGUAAAAUCUCGGUGCUCCAAAACGACACUAGGUAUUUUGCUCUUGCCCCUGCCAUGUUUGGUGAUGUCAAUACUCCUGUUGAGUCAACCCCAGUGGAGGAUCCUGUUAUGAAUAGCAGCGAGGCUAUUAUUGUGGGUGCUUCAAAUGGUAUUGUUUGUGUUUGCGUGAAAGGGGAUAUUUUCUUCUGGGACCCUACGAUUAGGAAGUUUAAGGAAUUGCCUUAUUUUCUUGUUUCAUCGAAGCAGAAUUGGGGGCACCGCCAAGCUUGCUUUGAUGGAAAGACCAACUCUUGGAGGAAGAGUCAAGGCAUUGUCGGUGGAUUAGAUCAAUUGGCUUUUCUCGUGCGUGGGAAGCUGUAUUGGAAAGAAGGCACUGGUAGAAAGGCAGAGAUUUGUUACUUUGACUUGAAGACUGAAACCUACGGAGUGCUGCAACAACCUGAUUAUGGUUCCCCUUUUUAUUUGGGGCUUGGAACUUUUGAGGAUAGUCUUUCUGUCAUCUGUUAUCAUCCUAGAAGUCAUAUCGAUCUGUGGAUCAUAAAGGAAGAGAGGUUGAGGCGAUUUUGGACCAAAGUGCUAUUAGUCCCUACGUUGAAGGAUCCCAGCUGUAAGAAGUCUUGCCUCCCGGUUUUCAUGUCCAAGGAUGGGAAAAUUCUCUUUGCGUUCUGGAAGUUCUUGGCUCUGUCUGGCCCGAUGAAGAAAUCUGUGACAUACCCUAGUGUAAAAUCCAUGGGAGAAGCUUACCAACUUGAGGUGCUUGUUGAGAGUUUGGUUUUGAUUAAUGAUCAUGAUGCCAAAGAGCCGGUGAAGGAUACUGAUGUAUCUGUUAUCGACAUGAUGCGGCACCUUGGUCCCCAUUUCCAUCUAGUAUAG
Messenger RNA from Oldenlandia corymbosa var. corymbosa, 1161 nucleotides. Lineage: Eukaryota; Viridiplantae; Streptophyta; Magnoliopsida; Gentianales; Rubiaceae. The record is from the annotation of a GenBank genome assembly.